UUUUAUUGUGAAUUGUAGUAAUAUUUUGUGUCCUUGCCAUAUAUUGUGCCACAUUUAAACAAUGUGUUGAUUCGAUCAAGAUUAAGAUACUAGUAUAAUAAUUAGAGCACCAAUGCCACAAUGUCAUUAAUUAGUCCACCUUUAACAGCGGCAUAUAACAUAAUUUAAGAGAAAGAAAACGCAAGUUAAUCGUGUCUUUUAAAUAAUUAAUUGAUCUUCACCUUUUCCAGUUAUACAUAGUGGGUUGUGAAUUAUGACAAACACAUGAUUAAGCUGGUUAAUUAACCUGUGACCAAUUUCAGAAUUAUUUUGCUCAGUCCAAAAAAUUAAGAUUAUGGAGUUCCUAAUUACACUAAUCACCACUGUUCUACUCUUGUUAAUGCCUGCAAUCACUUCCUCACAAUAUUUAGGAAACAACCUACUCACUAAUCGAAAGAUUUUCCAAAAACAAGAAACAAUUUCCUCUUAUGCUGUCGUGUUUGAUGCUGGUAGCACUGGUAGCCGUAUUCAUGUUUACCAUUUUGAUCAGAACUUAGAUCUUCUUCAUAUUGGCAAAGAUGUUGAGUUUUUUAAUAAGAUAACACCUGGUUUGAGUUCAUAUGCAAAUGAUCCGGAACAAGCUGCAAAAUCUUUGAUUCCACUUCUACAACAAGCAGAAAAUGUGGUCCCUAUUGAUCUACAUCACAAGACACCGAUCAGACUUGGGGCAACCGCAGGUUUAAGGCUUUUGAAUGGGGAUGCUUCUGAAAAGAUAUUGCAAGCGGUAAGGGAUAUGUUCAGCAAUAGAAGUACCUUCAAUGUUCAACCUGAUGCAGUUUCUAUUAUUGAUGGAACCCAAGAAGGUUCUUAUCUCUGGGUGACAGUUAACUAUGCAUUGGGGAAUUUAGGGAAAAAGUACACAAAAACAGUGGGAGUAAUGGAUCUUGGAGGUGGAUCAGUUCAAAUGGCAUAUGCAGUGUCAAAGAAAACAGCUAAAAAUGCUCCAAAAGUUGCUGAUGGAGUUGAUCCAUACAUUAAGAAGCUUGUACUCAAGGGAAAACCAUAUGAUCUCUAUGUUCACAGUUACUUACACUUUGGUAGAGAAGCAUCUCGAGCUGAGAUUAUGAAGGUCACUCGUAGUUCUCCUAACCCUUGCCUUUUAGCUGGAUUUGAUGGGACCUACACAUAUGCUGGAGAGGAGUUUAAGGCCAAAGCCCCUGCUUCUGGGGCUAAUUUUAAUGGAUGCAAAAAGAUAAUUCGUAAGGCACUUAAAUUGAACUAUCCAUGUCCCUAUCAAAAUUGCACUUUUGGUGGAAUUUGGAAUGGCGGAGGGGGAAAUGGACAGAAACACCUUUUUGCUUCUUCAUCUUUCUUUUACCUACCUGAAGAUGUUGGUAUGGUUGAUCCAAAGACACCUAAUUUCAAAAUUCGUCCUGUGGAUCUCGUGAGUGAAGCUAAGAAAGCUUGUGCAUUAAACUUUGAGGAUGCCAAAUCCACUUAUCCAUUUCUUGCUAAGAAAAAUAUAGCUUCAUAUGUAUGCAUGGAUCUUAUAUAUCAGUAUGUGUUGCUCGUUGAUGGAUUUGGCUUAGAUCCAUUGCAAGAAAUUACAUCGGGGAAGGAAAUUGAAUAUCAAGAUGCUGUUUUGGAAGCUGCAUGGCCUCUAGGCAAUGCUGUAGAAGCCAUAUCAUCGUUACCUAAAUUUGAACGAAUGAUGUAUUUUGUUUAAACUUUUGGAUGUUACUACAAGAUGUUCCAGCACUAGAAGGCAAUUCUGCGUAAAAUGAAAUAAAUUAAGUCCGACAUGUUUUUUCUAUUGAGAAA
Medicago truncatula (barrel medic) is the source of this 1800-nucleotide messenger RNA. RefSeq names its product nucleoside-triphosphatase. Gene Ontology annotation, molecular function: nucleoside diphosphate phosphatase activity. The coding region runs from base 335 to 1705 and encodes 456 amino acids. The record is from RefSeq and is a predicted model, not a curated record. Lineage: Eukaryota; Viridiplantae; Streptophyta; Magnoliopsida; Fabales; Fabaceae. Gene Ontology annotation, cellular component: membrane. The transcript is spliced from 9 exons. Gene Ontology annotation, biological process: nucleoside diphosphate catabolic process.